This is a messenger RNA of Anguilla anguilla (European eel), 3522 nucleotides long. It is a transcript of the gene drc11, whose product is annotated as IQ motif containing with AAA domain 1. Gene Ontology annotation, molecular function: ATP binding; protein binding; ATP hydrolysis activity. Lineage: Eukaryota; Metazoa; Chordata; Actinopteri; Anguilliformes; Anguillidae. The record is from RefSeq and is a predicted model, not a curated record. The transcript is spliced from 20 exons. Bases 132 to 2681 code for a protein of 849 amino acids.
CGCUGAGGUUUCUGCGGCAAUGGUGUAUAGUUGAACUGCGGAACUGUGGUGUUGUUUGGGUAUUUACCCAAAGUGCCAUGAUCUGAAGACAGAAGAGAUUUCUGGGGACCAACUGUGAACAGCUGGGAACUAUGUCACACAGUACCUAUGGGAGGAUGUGGACAGAGGCCCAGGGGGCCCUGCAGGACAUGCUGGAGGAGGAGCUUCCAGCGGUCCCUCCCCGGCCGCAGAAGGACCGCCUCCUGGUCUUCCAGACCCUGGCCACGUUCUACGUGAAGUACCUGCAGAUCCUGCGGAGCCUGGAGGCGGUUUACGACCAGAUGGUGCACCCGCAGAAGCGGCGCGUCGUGCGGCACGUGCUGGACGGCGUGACGGGCCGCCUCCUCGAGCUGAAGAACGAGAUGGUGGAGCUGGAGUUCUCAGAAUUCCACUACUACGACGACAUUCUACAGGACCUCAAACUGACCCCCGGGGAUCUGGAGGUCCCCAUUCCACGCUACUUUGUGAGCGAGAAACUGCGUGUGCUGCGGGAACGGGAAAAGUUACUGGCCCAAAUUCUCGCCCGUGGGGAACACCUGGAUCCAGCGCCGGAAGUCCGAGCGCGUGCCCUGCCCAUAGACGAGGCGGUGCGUCUGGUGCAGGUGUCUGAGCGCGCUCGACAGGGCCGUCUCAGGGCCAGCUUUAUGAAGGAGAUCCGCAGGGAGGAAGAGAGGUACCGUCAGGGCCGGAACUGCAACGGCGACACCUUGGACCCGAACGCGGCAGCCACCCUCAUCCAGAAGGUGUGGCUCGGGUACAGUACGAGGAAGAGGAUGAAAAAGGAGCGACUGGAGGAGAUGGUGUUUCUGGGGAUGGUGCCCCCUCCGCAGCAGGGGAGGCAGAGCGCUGCACAGGUGCGCAUGCAGCAGGUGGAAUGCUCCCGCAGGCUGCUGCAGGAGAAGCACGAGGCCGACUUCCUGCAGGCUAAGGACAAAAUCAAGGACUCGGUGAGGGAGGUGGAGGGGCCUGACAUGCAGCAGACACUGCAGGAGCAGAUUCGCCAGUGGUUCAUCGAGUGCCGAGAUGCCACUGGGAAGUUUCCAGACUUCCCCAGCAUAGAUGAAGGGGGGUCGGCAGCCAUAUUUGCACAGAAGACACCUGAGCAGGUUGCUGCUGAACUGGCUGCCAAAGAGGAGGAGAAGGAGAAGAGGAAGAAAAGUAAAGGGAAAAAAGGGAAGUCGUCUGGGAAGGAGAAGAAGAAAGACAGGAAGGGAAAGGGGAAAGGAAAGAAGAGUGAUGCAGAUUCUGAGGAGGAGACGGGUUGGAAAAUGCCCCCCAGCAGUUUCCUGCCAGCGGUGGUUGAGGGGGCCAAUACCUACAAAGAGGUGUGGCAGCACCGAGACGAGAGCCAGAACUUCACACAGACCUUUGACGCCCAGCUGGUGCGGGAGGAGAAGCGGGUGGAGGUGGAGGAAGAGGUCAGAGUUCAGGUUGAUGAGCUGAUGAGACAAGAACUGAAGAACCUCAAGAUAAUAGUGGACCGAGUGAAAGAUAAGAAGAAGAAAAAGGGAAAGAAAAAGAGCAAGAAGAAGAAGAAGAAAGGGAAGACUUCUAAGAAGAAGAAGAGGAGGGAGAAAGAUCAGACAGCAGACAGGACGAUAGAGUCCCUGUAUGAAGAGCUGGUCUUAGAGGGAGUCCUGAUCAAGCCAUUGAACGUCAAACUGUCUGAAUACAUCGGUGAGUACAGCUACCUGGGCACCACCCUGCGCCAGGCUGACAUCGAGCCCAUGCCCUCUCUCUCCGACGUCCGUCAGCUUGUGGCCCUGUACGGGAUUCUGCCCCUGGGGUCCCAGGCGGUCCAUGAGCGGGCCCCGCUGGUGAAGACCCUGCUGCUGGCCGGGCCCGCGGGGGUGGGGAAGAGAAUGCUGGUCCACGCUCUCUGCACCGAGACCGGGGCCAACCUCUUCAACCUGUCCCCGGCCAACCUGGCUGGGAAAUACCCAGGCCGCAGCGGCCUGCAGUACCUCCUGCACGUCGUCUUCAAGGUGGCUCGUCUGCUGCAGCCCUCGGUCAUCUGGAUCGGCGACGCAGAGAAAACCUUCUACAAGAAAAUCCCCAAGCCAGACAAAGAGAUGGAGCCCAAAAGGCUGAAGAAGGACCUCCCGAAGCUGCUGAAGCUGAUCAAGCCCGAGGACCGCGUGCUGAUCGUGGGGACCACGCAGCGCCCCUUCGACGCCGACCUCAAGCCCCUGUGCAAGGUCUACCGGAAGAUCAUCCUCAUCCCCAGGCCAGACUACGCCACCAGGCUCGCCCUGUGGAGCCGCUCUCUGGAGGAGCGUGGGGGCCAGCUGAGCCCUGAGCUGGACCUGAGCUCGCUGGCCAAAGUGACGGACGGCUACACGCAGGGCCGCAUCCUGCGGGCUGUGCAGGCGGUGCUGACCCAGCGGCGGCUGGACCUGCAGACCCAGAGGCCCCUCAGAGCGCUGGAGUUCAUCCCCCCCCUCGCCAGGCAGGACCCCGUCUACAAGGACGAGGAGGAGACCUUCAAGGCCUGGUACAGCAGGACCCCGCUGGGCAAGAAGAGGGCACGGGCCGCCAGGGCCAGCGAGGAGGGGGAGAUGGGCAACGGCCCCGAGAAAGGAGGGAAGGGAAAAAAGAAAAUGAUGGAGGGCAAAGCGAAGGGGAAGAAAAAGCAGAAGUGAGGUGUAGGCUCAAAGCAGUCUCUUCACUUGUGGAAUCUCAUCAGACACUCUCCAUAGUGGAGAAUGGACAGUAACACACUAAGUACACUGUCUCAUUUAGAGGAGAACAUCUUUCUCAACUCUAACCUCGUUCUUGACCUCCAUAUAACUUCACAUUUAUACACAUCUCAAACACUCACAAAGAGAGUGUGUGUACGUGUGUGUACAUACAUACGUACAUGCAUACACAUUAAACCAUUGUUUACUGUGCUGCAUUUCAAUCACCAGUGUUUUUUGUUUUAAUGUUGAUCAUGAUGACGAGAAUGAUGGUUUCAAAUUUAGAUUUCAUGAAUUUUACUAUAAUACAUUCAACUACUUUUCUGAUUUAGGUUCCACCAUGUCAAACAUUUGGCCGUGUAUUUCAAUAAUUAUGACUAAUCCAUUUUGAUUUGAUUUGAAACUGCACAUGACCAGAAGUAAACCCUGGUAUUGAUCAAACUCAGUAAUAAACUAUUCCAGAAUAUGAGCAACAGUCAACAUUGAUAAUAUUUUUCUUUGUUUCCUUGGUUGUCCACUAAUACCUCAUUCUGCUGCAAAAUUGGUGCAGUGACCUGUCUGUCAAUGUUAGGAAUGACUAGUGUCCUUUUUAUAGCAGUCUGACCUAUCCUCUAACGACACAACCUGUUUACACAUGAUGACUGCAACUACGUCUAUUUUUAAUUUCAACUUUUUUUUUUUCAAGAUAGAUAUUUUCCCAUUGGCCUCCUCCUUUUUAAUCUGACCAUUUCAUAUUGCAUAUCAUUUCUCUUUUUUAACAUAUUGUAAUAUGACAUUGAUCUAUUAAAAUGGUUUUUUACCUGAA